Molecule: messenger RNA, 1797 nt
Organism: Carassius auratus (goldfish)
Lineage: Eukaryota; Metazoa; Chordata; Actinopteri; Cypriniformes; Cyprinidae
Product: immunoglobulin superfamily member 3
Exons: 8
Coding region: 1-1797 (598 amino acids)
Biological process (GO): response to bacterium
Source: RefSeq, a predicted model, not a curated record
AUGAUCAUGAUAUAUUUAAUUAUUUUGUUCAUCUCAACAAUAGUCUGCUCCUCUAAUGCAGAAGUUGUUCAGGAGGAUCAUUUAAAAAUAGUUCAAGCCGGAGAAGAUGUGAACCUCACUUGCACCUUUUCAAAGCUUCUGCAAGCGACAACAGCAUGGUUUAAACAGACAGCUGAUAGAAAAAACAUACAGAUUGUAUCUUUAUAUUUAAAACAACAACCCAGUUGGAAUGAGGACUUUGAUAAAACAAAUCGUUUUAAUGUUAUUAAAGGAGAUGAUCAUUUUAAUCUGACUAUUUUAAAGACAAAACCUUCAGACUCAGCAACAUAUUACUGUGUAGUCGCAUCAUAUUACACCGUUGAAAUGGGUGCAGGAGCCAGAUUACUUGUCAAAGAUGCAGCUGUGGACAAACACCUAACUCUUCAGCAGUCUUUAAUAGACACACUUCAUACUGGGGAUUCUGUGAGUUUACAGUGCAACAUCUUCACUGAGAGCUGUGCAGGAGAACACAGUGUCUACUGGUUCAGGCAAAGCUUGGGAGAGUCUCAAGGAGUCCUUUACACAGAAGGAGAGAGAAAUGGUCUGUGUGAGAACAGGACUGGAUCUCAAACACAGAGAUGUGUCUACAAUCUCUUCAAGAGCAACGUCAGUCACUCUGAUGCUGGGAUUUACUACUGCGCUGUGGCCGCGUGUGGAGAGAUACUGUUUGGAAAAGGAACUGAACUAAAUUUUAGAGUCUGCUCCUCUAAUGCAGAAGUUGUUCAGGAGGAUCAUUUAAAAAUAGUUCAAGCCGGAGAAGAUUUGAACCUCACUUGCACCUUUUCAAAGCUUCUGCAAGCGACAACAGCAUGGUUUAAACAGACAGCUGAUAGAAAAAACAUACAGAUUGUAUCUUUAUAUUUAAAACAACAACCCAGUUGGAAUGAGGACUUUGAUAAAACAAAUCGUUUUAAUGUUAUUAAAGGAGAUGAUCAUUUUAAUCUGACUAUUUUAAAGACAAAACUUUCAGACUCUGCAACAUAUUACUGUGUAGUCUCAUCACAUUACACCGUUGAAAUGGGUGCAGGAGCCAGAUUACUUGUCAAAGAUGCAGCUGUGGACAGACACCUAACUCUUCAGCAGUCUUCAAUAGACACACUUCAUCCUGGGGAUUCUGUGAGUUUGCAGUGCAACAUCUUCACUGAGAGCUGUGCAGGAGAACACAGUGUCUACUGGUUCAGGCAAAGCUUGGGAGAGUCUCAAGGAGUCCUUUACACUGAAGGAGAGAGAAAUGGUCAGUGCGAGAACAGGACUGGGUCUCAAACACAGAGCUGUGUCUACAAUCUCUUCAAGAGCAACAUCAGUCACUCUGAUGCUGGGAUUUACUACUGCGCUGUGGCCGCGUGUGGAGAGAUACUUUUUGGAAAAGGAACUGAACUAAAUUUUAGCGGUAAUAUGAAGAUGAAAUGCCUGAAUGAAGACACCCUGAAUUAUGCAGCCAUUAGUUUUGGUCAGAAACCUCUGAACAGUAGAAGAGCCAAAGCAAAGACCAGUCAGGACCAGUCUCUCCAAGCACCGGACCUCACUCAUCCUCCUCCUUCGCAAGAUGGCAGCAGUGGGCUGUUCGAGAAUGUCAAUAAAGGCCCUAUUCACUGCCUGGGGCAUCUGGUGGCCACAGCGUCACUUACACCGCUCAGCCUGUUGCUUAUGCUUCAGUACUGGAUUUAUGUCCAAGUCCUGAGGUGGACGUACAAGCGCCACUCACUGAGUCCAAGUAACACCAGCUUGUCACCAAACCCUCACCACGUGGGCUCAUAG